AUGAGAGGGUCGCCACUGGUGAAUUUGGUGAGCUGUCACAAGUAUCACCACCACUACUUGCUCGCUGACUGGGAAGAAAUGAGACUGAAGUCAAAAAGCUUACCUGGCCACCAGAUCUCCCCCCUCUCGCUAAAUCUAAAUUUUUCUUUGAAUAUUAACAGAUCCUCACAACCCUUAAUCAAAGAGAUUAUAUUAGUUGAUGAUGCUUCCGAACGAGACUUUUUGGGCAAGAAACUAGAAGAAUAUGCCGCCCGUCUUCCAACUUCGGUUAGAGUUUUUAGAGCGGGGAAACGUUCUGAGUUGAUCCGUGCAAGACUUCUCGGUGCCAAAAAUGCAAAAGGUAAAGUAUUGACUUCCCUGGAUGCACAUUGCGAGUGCACCGAAGGAUGGUUGGAACCCUUGUUACACGAGAUAGCCAUUGACAAAAAAUCAGUGGUUUGUCCAAUAAUUGACGUCAUUUCUGAUAAUAACUUUGAAUAUGUGACCGCUUCAGAUAUGACGUGGGGGGGAUUUAACACAGUAAGCUUAACAAAUGUUUUAUUUUUUAUUGUUUCUUAA
Molecule: messenger RNA, 558 nt
Organism: Folsomia candida
Lineage: Eukaryota; Metazoa; Arthropoda; Collembola; Entomobryomorpha; Isotomidae
Product: polypeptide N-acetylgalactosaminyltransferase 5-like
Exons: 4
Coding region: 1-558 (185 amino acids)
Cellular component (GO): Golgi apparatus
Source: RefSeq, a predicted model, not a curated record